Messenger RNA from Olea europaea var. sylvestris, 1003 nucleotides. RefSeq names its product pentatricopeptide repeat-containing protein At1g08070, chloroplastic-like. The transcript has a single exon. Gene Ontology annotation, molecular function: zinc ion binding; RNA binding. The record is from RefSeq and is a predicted model, not a curated record. NCBI's taxonomy places the organism in Eukaryota, Viridiplantae, Streptophyta, Magnoliopsida, Lamiales, Oleaceae. The coding region runs from base 225 to 650 and encodes 141 amino acids. Gene Ontology annotation, biological process: RNA modification.
CUGAAGCGGUCGGACUAAUAAAUCAUAUGCCAAUGAAGCCAAAUGCUGUUGUUUAUGGCGCCCUUCUAAGUGCUUGCGGGAUACAUGGCAAUGUUGAUUUAGCGGAGAAAAUCGGGGAAACCCUGCUUGAAUUGGAGCCUGAAAACAGCGGUCGAUAUGCAUUGCUGUCAAAUAUCUAUGCAAAGGCAGGGAAAUGAGAUAAUGUCGCAAAAUUGCGAAAAUCAAUGAAAGAAAGAGGGAUGAAAACUAUCCCAGGAAGCAGCACGAUUAAUUUGAAUGGCAUUGUUCACGAAUUUAAAGUAGGUGAUUCGUCCCACCCACAAAUAAAUGAUAUCCAUUUGAUGCUGGAAAAGAUCAUUCAGAAGAUUGGCCAUGUGCCUGACACCUCACAAGUUUUGUUCGAUAUUAGUGAGGAAGAGAAGGAAACUGCACUUAGUUACCACAGUGAAAAGCUGGCAAUAGCAUUUGGAAUACUAAAUACUGCUCCAGGAACAACCAUUUGUAUUGUGAAGAACUUGAGGGCCUGCAAGGAUUGCCACACAGCUGCCAAACUGAUUUCUCAAGUGUACAAGAGGGAAAUAAUUGUAAGAGAUCGAGUGCGAUUUCAUCAUUUUAAGAAUGGACAAUGUUCUUGCAAUGAUUUCUGGUAGAUGAAGAUGGAGGACUAGUGGCAAAAUAAAGAUAGAAUAGAGCCCAUUUGGUUGACAAAAAGUCAGUUGCAAGUUUGACUUGUGAAAUUUGGAAAAUUGCACAUUUAGUCUUUAGUGCUGUUGAACCACUUUAUGUAAAAGUGGACACUCUCGAGGGGAUUUACAUUUUCCGAUGAAGAAGUGAUGAUGAAAUUCGAAUCCUGUAUCUUUGUCUAGUAGCAUGUUAAAGGUUUAUGUCAUUAGAUAAGGUUAAAUGUAUACCAUUUAAAUAUAAUUGUCAACAAGGCCUCUUACUUUCGUGUCCUCAAACUUUAAAUAUGGACUAUUACAUCUCCAACCUUUAGUUCCUCUUA